Molecule: messenger RNA, 477 nt
Organism: Arabis nemorensis
Lineage: Eukaryota; Viridiplantae; Streptophyta; Magnoliopsida; Brassicales; Brassicaceae
Source: the annotation of a GenBank genome assembly
AUGGGGACAAAGCUAAGCUGGUGCUUCUUCGUGGCCGUGGUUCUGGUCGUGGUAGCGUUGUUACCCGAACCAACCAUGGCUGGUCGUCUAGAGCUAAAGAACGAAAUCUUAGGGGUGUCUAAUGUCCGGAAAGCAAAGCUGGCCGUGCGGUGCUGGUCCAACGAGGACGACCUAGGAUGGGACAUGCUAAAGCCGAAGCAAUCGCGGGUAUGGGAAUUCACGACAAUGAACAUGUGGCCGUUCCAGAAAACCGAGUUCCGGUGCCAGUUUAGGAGCGGGUUCGGAACAACGAACGAAAAUGUAGUUACGGUGUUCUCAGUCAAGGGCGGGUUUCGAAAGGAGUGCGGAGAAGGAGGUGAUGAGUGCAUUUGGGUAGCGAAAAGAGAUGGAUUCUAUCAAAGAAGGAUCGUAAGGAAUAAGGCUAGUCGCAAGGGCUUUGUUGAUGUCCUGAAAAGUAAAUGGGUUUGGAAAUGGUGA